AUUCUUUUUACACCCUAUAUAUAUAUAUAAAUAGUAAUUUUAUAUAGUUUCCAUUUAUAACGAUUAGCCGUAAAUAAAUUACACCAAUUAAAAUUUGAAUGGCAUAUUGCCGCAUCGGAAACGUAAAUAAGCAGCUUUGGAUUUCGGGGUAGUUGUCACCCUUUGUUUAAUUAUAAUUAAAGGCCUGAUGGUCUCAUCUGCCUCGCUUGUUUGUUUUUAUUCAUUUCACUAUAAGGUUCAAAUUACUUUAAUUAACUGCCUCACUUAAUUACGUAGAUAAUUAAAUUACUUAAUAAAUCAAUAUUACUGUCAUGACACCCCGUAUAGUUUUUAAAUAAAACUUAAAAAGAUAUUUGUUAAGGAAUUUAAGUCGAGCGUUAGCAAAAAAAGAAUUGCAACGUUCGAAAGGGUUUUAUACCUAAAUAGGUGGAGUAUGAUUCAGUAUACCGCUCGUGGUCGUAUGGUUAAUGUCGGUUUUUUUUGAGGAAAUUUGCAAAUUUUCUUGUUUUAACUGGUUUAAUUAAGUUUUUAUUGUUGCAACAGGAGUUUGUUAGUAGAGGACAUUGGUUUAUUUUUGGGUUUUAUGUCUAAAGGCCUGAUUUUGGCAAAAAAAGACGUUUUAGCCUAUGGCGCGGUGCAGAACACCUUUAAGGUAACAGCACCUGGACCUGGAAGCUGGUAAUAGGCCAGCGUCCUUCUUUGGAAUACUUUUACAAACAACGCCAUCACCAUGUUUUAUUGGAUAUUCUUUUCACUUAUCGGAUUCUCACUGGUUCUUCAGACCCCAGCUUCAGGGGUGUUUGAAUUGAGGUUGCUAUCCUUCGACAACCAAGCUGGAAAGGAUGACCAAGGCAGGUGUUGCUCAGGUCGCCCUCUCGGUUUAGAAUGCGAGGGAGAAUGUAGGCCUCGCUUCAGGAUAUGCCUCAAGGAGUACCAAGUGAAGAUCGACGCAACCUCCACCUGCACCUUCGGAGAUGUCAGUACUUCCGAAUUGGGUCCAGGACCAGCUGAUGACCCACAAAGCGGUUUCGCCAAUGCCAUCGCUGUGAAAAUACCGUUCACUUGGCCGGGGUCCUUCUCGCUCAUCGUGGAAGCUUGGCAUGGCUCGUCUAAUUCAACGGUACAUUCUCCAGUGCUGGUCAGCAGACUGAUGCGUCACUGCUGGUUGGAUGUAGGAGAGCAAUGGACUGAGGAGACCCAUAGUUCGAAAUAUUCCACCCUAAGAUUCAAAUACCGAGUUACGUGCGAGCCGAAUUAUUAUGGAAAAGGCUGCGAGAAUGUGUGUCGACCACGCGAUGAUAAUUUUGGACAUUACAGCUGUUCCUCUACUGGAAAACGAGUUUGUUUAGCUGGAUGGACUGGGGAUUAUUGCACCACACCGCUCUGUUUACCGGGGUGUGACGAACAACAUGGCCACUGCGUCCAUCCAAACGAAUGCAUAUGCCAAUCAGGUUGGGAAGGUCCUCUGUGCGACAAAUGUCAACGUUAUCCCGGAUGCAACCACGGCACCUGCGUAAAACCCUGGGAGUGCUUGUGUAACGAAGGCUGGGGAGGUUUGUUCUGCAACCAGGAUUUAAAUUUCUGCACCAACCAUUUGCCGUGCAAAAACGGAGGGACUUGCUAUAACACCGGCCAAGGCAGUUACACUUGCAGCUGCCCUCCUGGAUUUAACGGGACCGACUGUGAAAUUCCCACCGAUGAUUGUACCAAAACACCUUGCUUAAACGGUGGCAGCUGUAAAAGACCGGAUAACGGAGACGCGGCCAUUUGCCAGUGCCCUUCCGGCUAUCACGGAUCGAGAUGUCAAACUGCCAUCCCUCCUCCACCAAGUCAAAGCUGCUCCACUAAUCCAUGUGCCAAUGGAGGCAGUUGUCAGGAAAUAAAGGGAGGAUUUCGUUGUACUUGCCGCCCAGGAUACACUGGACCAACUUGUGAACGCCGAUUGGGCCCCUGUGAAGACAACCCUUGUGAACAUGGUGGAGUCUGCUCCGAAACAUCUAGUACACAAUACGGGUACCGUUGUGCUUGUCCAGCUGGAUUUGCUGGAGACCGUUGUCAGAUCGACGUGGAUGAGUGUGCCAGCGGAAAUCCUUGUUUUAACGGUGGUACUUGUAUAGACAAAGUGAACGAGUUUAGGUGUCAAUGCGUGCCUGGAUUUGUCGGUAGAUUGUGCCAAGAACGCGUAGACUAUUGCAUAGCCAAACCUUGUGCCAAUGGCGGUACUUGCCAUCAGUUGCUUAACGAUUACCAAUGCCGAUGCCCUCCUGGCUUUGGCGGAAAAGACUGUAGUAAAGAAGUUGACAAGUGUCGAGCAAACCCUUGCAAAAACGGAGGAACCUGUCGGAAUCGAAUUAGGGACUACGAGUGCGACUGUCCGAUGGGUUUCAUCGGAAGGGAUUGUUCUGAAUCUAGUGUGGGAGCCGCUUCAAGCGCUCGCAUUUCAACCGAAUCAACUUUAACCGCUGAACAUGUUGUCGUGAUCGCUACAAUUUCAACAUUCGUCCCUCUGCUAGCCCUUGUCGCUGUUGGUGUGAUCGCUUGUUUAAAACAAAGAAGGAAACGUGAGAAAGCGAGGGCCGAUGAGGAAGCCCGACUUCAAAACGAACAAAAUACCGCCAAUAGCAGUUUUGCCAAACGUGGAGCCGCCAUGGCAGCCGAUGCCCGCAUGAUCAAAAACUCUUGGAACAAAUGUACCAAUAAUGUUCUGGAAGAGUCUGCCGGUGCAGCUGCAGUUUGUGAUAUGGAACCCUUUCCCAAACAACAACAACAAGUGAUCGAUGGACGACCAGUGUACGGACUACAGCGCAGCCGUUCACAGAAGCAGCUUAACACAGAAUCAUCGUGUACUGCAGCAAAUUCAGCAGCCGUAGCUGCUGCGCGUGCAUCUGCGCUGCUAGUUGCAAAACUGCACGAACCCGAGUAUGAGCCAAUUAAACGGUUAUCUGUGAUGUCGCAGGGUGAUCCACCAACGAAAGAUACGCCGGUUUUCGUGGUUGAAGAACACUUCCGAGUGCCAGUGCCUGGCGGCUUAUUCGCUACCGAAGUGUGAUAGGUGGCGGCAUUAGCCACUACCCCCCUCCCCCUCUCUUUCUCUCUCUUUCUCCCCCACGACUGCUGUGUUCUGGUUCUGAGUAUCUCCAAGUUUACUACUAUUCUACUUAUUCAUUUUUAUAAUACUUCUCUAUACAACUUUUUUACGUAUCUUUUUGCACGAAAUUUUUACACUUAAAAUUAACUGGCGGUACUCAUUAUCCAGAAGUGUCGGUUUUUGCCGAUAGUGGACGUUGCGCCGAAGCGACCUAGUCUACCGUAGCCUACCCGUCGGCCGAUUAGCAGUUUUCUUUUGUUCAUAGUGUAUAUAUUAGUUUAAUAUUUUGUAAAGUAGCCUAGCACUGUCUUAUUAGCCGGAAACCAAAGAUUGGGCUACGGUAGUACCUUGCUUCCGCGCAUCGUGCCCUUUGGUACUCAGUACCCUUGUGAUGCAUUUAAGUGAGCUAACUCACCCGAGGGGUUAGUUACUAGUGAGUUAUUUGUAUGCUUAAGUAAGCUAAGUCUAAUGUACACUUUUGUUCUUUUAAACGAUUUUCAAGUUUUGUUUCUCUUGUAUUUGUAUACAAUUUUUAGACACGGCUGUAUUAGUCGUUGUAUAUAUCCAAUCAACAACUCUUUUUGGGGUGUUUUAUCCUGUAUACACUGAGAAAAACUCUCUCAUGUUCUUUACUAUUAUUUUUUUGCAUUAUUAGGAAUUAUUUUCUUAUAGUAAUUUGUGGGUUUUCAAAGCAAUAAUUUGACUUUGACACCAUCAAUUUUAAGUUAUUUACUGAACACUUCUAAUCAAACAAUUAAUGCAUGCUAAUUAUCAUUGUUCAUGGAGUUUUAUGUUUUUAUCAUAUUGUAAGUUUUUUUAGUUGUCAAGAAAACUACAACCAUAAUUCAAAUGUUUUACAAACAUGAAAUUAUUGUGUUGAAAUUUUAGCUUCCCGAUAAUAAAUAAUUUAUUUAGGAUCUAAAACAGAUGAUGUCUUUAUUGGCUUUUAAAUAUUACUUCAGCUGGUUCAGCAAGAUAAAAUAAAGAUUUUACUCUUAAGGCUUAUACGUUCAAUCUUAUCUCUAUAUUCAAACAAUAUUUUAUUCUUCUCACGCGACAUCGACUCUUCAUUGAUGAUCUUGUGAAUUUAAAAAUUCCAAUAUUUUUGUAUAUGUACCCUGGAGAUUUUUCUCAGUGUUGGUGUAAGUAAAGGCGAUUUAUUUCUCUUGGGUGGAAUUUUAAAACAGGACGACCGGUCUAUUCCUGUUUUAAAAUCUUUACCGCCAUAAUAAAUGCUUUUCAUUGAAACCGAUUGUUUUUAUGGAAGACAUUUAAACGUGAAAAUAUAUAUUUUUAAACUGCCUCGCUCUUAAUUACAAAAGUUGUUUUGUUUAGGAACGAGCCAAACAUAUGUUGAAAUAGAUCUUCUUUAUUAAUAUUGUAAUAUUUUUAACUUAUCAAUGGACUGAUUGAAGUUUCAUAUAAAUAUUAUUAUAGUUUUUCUUUGAUUAAAUGCCUGGGACCAAUAGUAAAACUGAUUAGUUACUAAAAAGUUAAAGAUAUUACAACCCCUUUUUAUUUAUCAAAAUUUUUUAUCUUAGCUGUGUAUUUUCUAGUAUUUAAGCCUUGAAUUUCGUUUUAUAUUAAAAUAAAAAAGCAGCCAACAGUGAUGUAAAUUUCUAGGAUUUUAUGCGAUUCUGUCAUUUAUGUGUGACUAUCCCCUCAAUACUUGUCUCGAUUAGUUGAGAGGGAAACCGUAUAAAGCCGCUCCCCUUAAUUCGACUUUCGCGUAUUUAUUAUUGGCCAGUGGACUAUUUCGUUGAAUUUAGGGGACCGGCCGAAGUCCCAUCAACCUUUCAAUGUGUGGAUUUUGUACUUAAUAUGAACAAAGAAACAAUGUUCCUGUAAUGUAAACUAAGUCAUUUUUGUAUGACGUUGCCGAAAAAAAUGUUAUAUUUUUCUAACCUUUUUUGCAACGCCAAAAUGCACAGGGUGCACCACAAUGAAAUAAAUAACAUGCUCCUAUUUGAAAGUUCUAUUUUUUUACGAUGAUUUUAGUCUAAAGCCGCUUUUACCACGCUUUGGAAUAGGAGCGCCGCUUAUUUAUUUCUUAGUCGUGGUGUAGCCUUGUGAGUUUGUUGUAUUACUUAACCCUUGGGCAAGUUAAAAGACUUAAUAAUAGUAAAGACGUUUGUAAUAUAUUACUGUGUAUAUUUAUAAUAUGUACCUAUAAAAAUGUUCUGUUUCUAGAGAAGCGGCUGUAUUUGUUCCUCAUGUGAAUAAUGUUAUUUAAAAGUUAUCUUAAUAAUAAAUUUUUUGUUCUAUA
Messenger RNA from Anthonomus grandis grandis, 5354 nucleotides. It is a transcript of the gene Delta, whose product is annotated as neurogenic locus protein delta. The record is from RefSeq and is a predicted model, not a curated record. Gene Ontology annotation, molecular function: calcium ion binding. Gene Ontology annotation, cellular component: plasma membrane; protein-containing complex. The transcript has 7 exons. NCBI's taxonomy places the organism in Eukaryota, Metazoa, Arthropoda, Insecta, Coleoptera, Curculionidae. The coding region runs from base 731 to 3049 and encodes 772 amino acids. Gene Ontology annotation, biological process: establishment or maintenance of epithelial cell apical/basal polarity; Notch signaling pathway; multicellular organism development.